Molecule: messenger RNA, 3160 nt
Organism: Lactuca saligna
Lineage: Eukaryota; Viridiplantae; Streptophyta; Magnoliopsida; Asterales; Asteraceae
Source: the annotation of a GenBank genome assembly
AUGCUCACCCCUACCCUGCGGAGUCGAAGAAAUUUUGUAUGUUUACCGUGGAUCUUCCCUAAUUUCAAACAAGAGAUCUUGCGUAAUCAUUUUAGGGAUUUUGGUGAUUUCUGGUUCUUUUUAACCGAAGCAGAAAUCACAGGUUUGAAUGCUCUUAUUUCAUUCAAUUUGAAGGAUUUGCCCUUAAAAAACCCUAAUUGGUCUAUUGUGGAGAUCUGGGAUAUACUUCCUCUGUUAUGCCGUAUGAAGACGUUCUUUCCAUCUGAAUCUUGUAAAGAAACACAUUUAAAUGCUCUGAAUCCGCAAUCAUGGCUGCAAGUCGAAAGAGGAAAGCUUUCAAAAGUCUCACCUCACUCCCCUUCUUCAUUAGAAUCUCUGAUCAAAGUACCGGAUCCACCAAUUCUUCCAUUCUUUAAACCCGUUGAUUAUGUAGAAGUUUUAGCACAAAUCCACAAAGAACUCGAAUCAUGCCCUCCACAUGAGCGAUCAAGCCUCUAUUUGUUGCAGUUUCAGGUCUUCAAAGGCCUGGGUGAUCUCAAAUUGAUGAGAAGAAGCCUUCGAUCAGCUUGGCUCAAAUCAAUCACAGUCCAUGAACGCCUCGUUUUUGGGGCAUGGUUAAAAUAUGAAAAAAGAGGCGAAGAACUUAUAUCAGAUUUACUCUCUUCAUGUGGUAAAUGUGCUAAAGAGUUUGGAUUAAUAGACAUUGGUUCUGAGCUCCCAUCUGUCACAAAUGAUAAUAGUGUCGCAAAUGCUGCAAUGAUGAACCACAACACUUAUUUAUCAGAUUCCGUCACGUUUCGAAUCGGGGACGAAAAAGUAAUUUGCGAUAGACAAAAAAUGGCGGCACUUUCGCCGCCAUUUCAGUCCAUGCUUAACGGGUGUUUCCUCGAAUCGCUUUCAGACAACAUCGAUUUAUCCAAAAAUGAUAUCUCGCCAGCUGGCAUGCGUGUCAUCAGCGAGUUCUCCAAAACCGGGACACUUCCGGAACAACUCCCGACCGAUCUUUUACUCGAAAUCAUGGUGUUUUCGAAUAAAUUUUGUUGUGAAAACCUCAAAGAUUCUUGCGAUAGGAAACUCGCGACACUUGUUUUAUCAAGAAACGACGCGAUUGAGCUCUUGGAAUACGCGCUCGAUGAGAAUUGUCCGAUUCUUGCUUCGUCUUGUUUGCAGGUUUUCUUACAAGAGCUUCCGGAAUGUUUACACGAUGAACGCGUUGUUGAGAUUUUGACAAGUGUCAACCGUUUGCAUCGUUCGAUUAUGGUCGGGGGUGCUUCGUUUUCGCUUUACUGUUUGUUAAGCCAGGUGGCGAUGGAUCUUGAUCCGGGGUCCGAUAAAUCCGCUCUAUUUUUAGAACAAUUGGUUGACUCAACCGAAAACACCCGACAAAAAAUGAUCGCGUAUCACAUGUUGGGAUGCGUGCGGUUACUAAAAAAAGAAUACAACGAGGCGGAAAGAUUCUUUAAAGCCGCGGUAAACGAAGGCCACGUGUACUCGGUUGUCGGGCUCGCGAGGCUCGGUCGGAUUAACGGGAACAAACGCGAAUCGUACGAGAAACUUAAUUCGGUUAUUUCCGAUUAUACCCCUCUCGGGUGGAUGUAUCAAGAACGUUCGUUAUACUGUGACAAUGAUGAAAAACGGUGGGAGGAUUUGGAGAAGGCGACGGGGUUGGAUCCUACGCUUACGUACCCGUACAUGUAUCGCGCAGCCUCGUUGAUGAAGAGACAAGAUGUUGAAGAAUCAAUGGGGGAGAUUAAUAAGAUUCUUGGGUUUAAGUUAGCGGUUGAAUGUUUGGAGUUGAGGUUUUGUUUCUUUUUGGUUCUUGAAGAUUAUCGAUCCGCGAUUUGUGAUGUUCAGGCGAUUCUUACGAUUUGUCCGGAUUAUCGGAUGUUUGAAGGGCGGGUCCCGGCUUCUCAAUUUCAAACACUUGUCCGUGAGCAUGUGCCAAGCUGGACAACCGCCGAUUGUUGGUUACAGCUGUACGACAGGUGGUCCGCGGUUGAUGACAUCGGGUCCCUUUCUGUAAUUUACCAAAUGCUCGAGUCCGAAGCUGCUAAAGGCGUUUUAUAUUUCAGACAAUCUUUGCUUCUCCUCAGGUUAAAUUGUCCGGAAGCAGCGAUGAGAAGCUUACAACUGGCACGACAGCAUGCAUCGAGUGAACACGAGCGAUCUUUUGAAGCUUUCUUUUUGAAAGCGUAUGCAUUAGCUGAUUCUAGUCAAGAUCCGACUUGUUCUUCUAUGGUUGUAUCGCUUCUUCAAGAUGCUCUUAAGUGUCCUUCUGAUAGGCUUCGUAAAGGCCAGGCGUUGAACAAUCUUGGAAGUGUUUAUGUGGACUCAGGGAAACUGGACCUUGCGGCUGAUUGUUAUAUUAAUGCUCUUAAGAUCCGGCACACGAGGGCCCACCAGGGGCUUGCUCGUGUCCAUUAUAUGAAAAAUGAGAAAGCUGCUGCGUAUGAAGAAAUGACAAAAUUGAUUGAAAAGGCACGUAACAAUGCAUCGGCUUAUGAGAAGAGAUCUGAAUACUGUGAACGUGAACAGACCAAAAUAGACCUUGAAAUGGUGACUCGAUUAGAUCCUCUUCGUGUGUAUCCUUACAGAUAUCGAGCUGCAGUUUUGAUGGACAAUCACAAGGAGAAAGAAGCAAUAGCAGAGCUAUCAAGGGCAAUUGCGUUCAAAGCUGACCUACAUCUUCUGCAUUUGCGGGCAGCUUUCCAUGAACACAUUGGGGAUGUUUCGGGUGCCAUGAGGGAUUGUCGGGCAGCUCUCUCAUUUGACCCAAACCAUCAAGAAAUGCUGGAACUAAGGAGCCGUGUAAACAGCCAAGAACCCUAAUGAAUCCAACAACAAUUUAGAAAGAUUAGAUGCAAUGUUACACAAAUGGUGAAGAAAAGGAGAGAUUUUUUAUUUUUGAGUUUGUGUGUGUAUCUUUGCAAAUGUAACAACACUUUAUUAUGAAUAUUUGUAAACAUUCAAGUUUGUGUAUUAUUAACAUGUGUUUUUGGUCUUGUAUUCGUCUGGAGAUAUAAUGUACAAGAUGUGAAUCUGAUUGAUUACAAAUGGUGUAUUGUAUCGUUUCAUUUCAUCAACUGUAAGAUUUGCUAGUUUUUAUAAAGAAUGUUGGUUUUUGUAUAUGUAGAUUUGUAACUGAGAAUAUCAUAUUCGA